GUGGUUCUGCGGUAGGACUAGCCAGCACCCCACGCCAUGGGGUCUCCAAACGCUGGGCCGGCGGAGCUGGGCUUCGUGGAGGCGGCGCCGUCGUGGCGGCUGCGCAGCGAGCAGUUCCCCAGCAAGGUGGGCGGCCGGCCGGCGUGGCUAAGUGCGGCCGGGCUGCCCGGGCCCCCGGAGCUGGCCUGCCCGCUGUGUGGCCGCCCGAUGGCCUUCCUGCUGCAGGUGUACGCGCCGCUGCCAGGCCGCGCCGAUGCCUUCCACCGCUGUCUUUUCCUCUUCUGCUGCCGGACGCCGCCGUGCUGCUGCGGCCUGCGCGUUUUCAGAAAUCAGCUGCCCAGGAGAAAUGACUUCUACUCCUAUGAGCCACCUUCUGAGGAUCCUCCGUCACAGACAGGAGAGUCUGUGUAUCUCCAGCUCAAGUCUGGUGCACAUCUCUGCAGAGUUUGUGGCUGUUCAGGCCCCAAAAGAUGCUCCAGAUGUCACAAGGCACAUUACUGCAGUAAGGAGCAUCAGAGUCUGGACUGGCGAUUAGGACAUAAGCAGGCUUGUGCGCAGACAGAUAAUUUGGACAGUACAGUUCCAGAUCACAACUUCCUUUUUCCAGAAUUUGAAAUUGUAAUAGAAACAGAAGAUGAGAUUAUGCCUGAAGUUGUGGAAAGAGAUGAUGAAUCAGAGAUUAUAGGAAGCAUGGGUGAAGCACAUGAGGAAGAAUUGGAAUCCAUGGCAAAACAUGAAUCUAAGGAAGAUAAAAUUUUCCAGAAGUUUAAAACUAAAAUAUCCCUUGAACCAGAACAGAUUCUCAGAUAUGGCAGAGGGAUUGCCCCGCUCUGGAUCUCCGGUAAAAAUAUCCCUCAAGAAAAGGAUAUUCCAGGUUGCCCCUGUGGUGCUAAGAGAUUAUUUGAAUUCCAGGUCAUGCCUCAGCUGCUCAACUACCUGAAGGCGGACAGACUGGGCAGGAGCGUCGACUGGGGCGUCCUGGCCGUCUUCACCUGCGCUGAAAGCUGUGAACUGGGCACUGGCUACGCAGAGGAGUUUGUUUGGAAGCAGGAUGUAACAGACGCAGCCUAAAGACAAUGGUGUAAAGCCUUAAAAUAUUCAUAAUCUCUUCUACCUUGCA
This is a messenger RNA of Dama dama (fallow deer), 1120 nucleotides long. RefSeq names its product programmed cell death 2 (gene PDCD2). Bases 37 to 1071 code for a protein of 344 amino acids. The transcript is spliced from 6 exons. The record is from RefSeq and is a predicted model, not a curated record. Gene Ontology annotation, cellular component: cytoplasm; nucleus. NCBI's taxonomy places the organism in Eukaryota, Metazoa, Chordata, Mammalia, Artiodactyla, Cervidae.